Aplosporella prunicola CBS 121167 is the source of this 548-nucleotide messenger RNA. RefSeq lists its product as uncharacterized. The transcript has a single exon. NCBI's taxonomy places the organism in Eukaryota, Fungi, Ascomycota, Dothideomycetes, Botryosphaeriales, Aplosporellaceae. The record is from RefSeq and is a predicted model, not a curated record. Bases 105 to 419 code for a protein of 104 amino acids.
GCAGCGGCUUAGAUCCGCUCUCAUUAGCUGCUUCUGCUGCCGCUGUUACUACUGUUGCUCUCGCACCGGCGCUGCCCUGCCCUGCCCUGCUAAUCUGCCACUCUAUGCCAAUCUGCCAUAUUCCUCAUCGCCGCCGCCGCUGCGCUGCUGCGUCUGUCGUAGCACGCUCGAGCCGAACGCUAGUUCCGGGGUUGAGGGGCGCAGGGGCCUUUCUGCGCGCCUGUUGCUGCUCACUGCUCCCUGCCAUGGCUGCUGCUCAGUGCUCGCUGCUCACGGACCCGUGUUGUUUUGGUCUUUUUUUCGCUGCGAGCCAGCCCGCUGCCCGCCCUACGCCCACCUACAGCGGGGGCGGGGAUUUUUGCUUUUUGCGCGCAAAAGAGACGCCGUCGUCGUCGUUGUCGUCGUUACUGUUGCCAUAGCUGUCUCCCAAGUGGUGGUGUGCCCUGCCUGUAUGUACACACGCAUAGGCACGUACGUACAUACAAUACGCGACGCGACGGCCGGCAGUUGCCGUGCAUAUCUGUUGCAGCGGCAGCAGAUGGCGCGGC